Molecule: messenger RNA, 318 nt
Organism: Oppiella nova
Lineage: Eukaryota; Metazoa; Arthropoda; Arachnida; Sarcoptiformes; Oppiidae
Source: the annotation of a GenBank genome assembly
GUGAACAGAAAACACGUGUUUGUGUUGUGUAUUGAACAUUGACUGCAAAUCAUAUCCAAUUGAAAACCAAAACCGCAUUUAAUUGUCGUUAAAAACUAAUCAUUAAAUUAAACACAACUUUGGACUCAAUUUAUUAAUACAUCGGAACCAAUGGGUCGACGGAAGCGAAAGUCCAAGAAGGGGUCGAAAGGAGGGGCCGAAGAGCCGGAAGCGCUGACCAAAGCUCCGCACAGUUUUGUCAUCAAAAGGGGAAAAGUGGGCAAAAAUGUGAACGAAUUGAUGGUCAACUUUCGCCAAGUGCUGGAACCGUUCACAGCG